Salvia splendens (bonfire salvia) is the source of this 1587-nucleotide messenger RNA. RefSeq names its product putative pectate lyase 2. Lineage: Eukaryota; Viridiplantae; Streptophyta; Magnoliopsida; Lamiales; Lamiaceae. The record is from RefSeq and is a predicted model, not a curated record. The coding region runs from base 152 to 1309 and encodes 385 amino acids. Gene Ontology annotation, molecular function: pectate lyase activity. The transcript is spliced from 4 exons.
UAUAUCUCCCCAUAAUCUUAGCCAAAGACCAAAGAAACAUUCCGACAUAAACGUGGGCUGCCACCUUUUAUUUACUUAACAUAUAUGUGUGUGUAUAAAUUGUGACAUCUCUUUCUUAAAUCUUGUACCUAAAUCCCAACUGCUCCACACCAUGGUCCCAACAAUCUCAAUCCUACAAAAACUAACUCUAAUUCUACUAUCCCUCAACUUAUCCACAACCCUAGUCUAUUCACAAUACUCCUACAAAACCUCUAACAAGGUCAUGAACCCUAUAGACUCAUGUUGGCGUCCCAAAUCGAAUUGGGGCGCCAACCGCCAAGCCCUGGCUGAUUGUGUGGUGGGGUUCGGAAAGAAUGCAAUUGGGGGAAAAUACGGCGCGAUCUAUGUGGUCACCGACCCAUCAGACAAUCCGGCCAUCCCGAGGCCGGGCACGCUCCGGUACGGAGUGAUCCAAUCCAAGCCACUAUGGAUUGUUUUUGCUAGGAACAUGGUCAUAAAGCUGAAAAAUGAGCUCAUGAUAAAUAGUUACAAAACAAUUGAUGGGAGAGGGGUUAGGGUUGAGAUUGCAUAUGGGCCUUGCAUAACUAUACAACAUGUGAGCCAUGUGAUUAUACAUGGUAUUAGUAUCCAUGAUUGUAAGCCCGGGAAGUCCGGGACUGUACGGGAUAGCCCUACCCACCUCGGCCACCGACGCGGCUCUGAUGGCGACGCCAUCGACAUAUUUGCUUCGUCCGACGUGUGGAUCGAUCACUGUUAUCUUGCUCGUGCCACCGACGGCCUCAUUGACGUGAUCCACGGCUCCACCGGGAUAACCAUCUCCAACAAUUUCUUUGCACAACAUGAUAAAGUUAUGUUGUUUGGCCAUGAUGACAAGAAUUUGGAGGACAAAAAAAUAAAAGUUACCGUAGCUUUCAACCGUUUUGGGCCUGGUUUGAUUCAAAGAAUGCCAAGGGUAAGGUUAGGUUAUGCACACGUGGCAAAUAAUAGAUACGACCAAUGGCAAAUGUAUGCUAUUGGUGGAAGUGCCAAUCCAACUAUUUUCAGUGAAGGCAACUACUUCAUGGCCCCUAACAAUCCUUCUACAAAACAAGUUACAAAGAGAGAGGCUAAAAAUGGAUGGAACAGUUGGAAAUGGAGAUCAUCAAGGGAUAGGUUCAUGAAUGGGGCAUACUUUGUGCCUUCUGGAUAUGGAAGCAUAACUCCUGGCUACACCAAAGCGCAGUCGUUUCGUGUGGCAGAUGGAUCGAUGGUGCCUUCGUUAACGACGGAUGCAGGCCCAUUGAACUGCUAUGCUAAUAGACCUUGCUAAAAUGUUUCAUGUGAAUAGUAUAUGAUAGUGAUUUUGUGACAUACAAAAAUCAUCAUAUAUCAUUGUAAAAUCAACCUGCCGUUUUUAGAGAAAAGCAGGAAUAAGGCUAGUUGAAAAUUUCAGUGUUUUUUUUUUUCAGUUUAAGUAUCAGUUUUGAGGGAGAGCUUGUGCUAAGUUGCUAACUGCAAAUAUAGUGUUAGCCAGCUUUUUCUCUUGGAGAUUUGGCCACGCUGUAAAUUAUUUGUAUGCACGGAUGUUUAUUUGAUUUAUAUUUAUGA